CUUUUUUCGAAAUUGAUUUUAUUGCAUUUUUUGAUAGUUCUAAAAUAUGCCGUUAAUAUGCCGUAAAGAAAACUCGAAAAUAUUGUUUAGUUUUUUUUCUAUUAAUUUUUGAAAAUCGCGUUUCGCUAUGAGCGGCAUAGGUCUGCGGUCUAAACCUGUUAUCGACACAUAGCGUCCUAUGGAGAAAACCUAUUUCUUCUCACAUCUGCUCGGUUAGUUCGUUCAAUAGAGCAAUAGGCCUGUUUUCAUUGUGUAGAAAGUGAGGUGUAUGUGUUGGUCGAAACUCUGUUGGACACCAUCUUCAAAAAUAUUCGGCAGUUUCCGACAGUUUCGUCCGCUUGUGUUUAAGCAGACGAAGUUAAACCACGUGUCUCGACUUUACAAGCUUGUAUGAGAGCGGAGAAAAAUGCGCGAACGUGAAAAAAAUCGACGGCGUCAUUCCAAAGGCGAGGAAUACACUACGGCAAAGGGGAAGAAAAUCCAUGCGUUGAAAAAGCCUUCUGUCAAGUUGACAUGCAGGUGUAAAUGGAACUGCUCAGUUCUUUCUCAUAAACAACGGACGCUUCUCUUCAAUCAAUAUCGGUCAUUGGAUAGAAAUUCACAGCGAUCUUAUCUGUAUCUUACUUUUCUAUUUUAAUACAUUUUUAAACUUUUUGUACAAAGAAUUUAUUAUUUUAUUUGUAUUAUUGGUAAUAGUAAAAAUAUAAUAUCCUAAAAUGUCCCGGAAAUGUUUUUUUUUAUUAAUUAAUAUUUAACUGUCAAAAGUAUCAAACUCUUCCAACGAUUGCACUAACUUUCAAAAAAGAAACAAAUUAGAACAUGGCGCAUAACAGGUUUAGACCGCAGGACCCCCCUGCUGAUAACAUAUGUAUAGCUUUAGAGUGUCGUACAAUCGUUAAUUUUAAAUUUAGAAAAUCGAAACUUUAGAAUAUCAUAGAUAUCCACUAACUGAACGAAAAACUCUUUGAAUUUAAAAAAAUUAACAACAACUGUAAAAAUGAAAACGUUUUUUCUCCAUCCUGAAAAAUUUGUGAAAUGGCGCUUAACAGGUUUAGACCGCAGACCCUUCAAAUGAUAAUCGACGUUUUUAACUUGUAAAAGAUAACAAUGUAACUGUAAUAACAGCAUUCUUAGAAAUAAUACACAUUUGCGGUGGGUAGUUUUGAAUAGUAAAAUACACGUUGGUAAAAGCUACAAUUCAAUUAUAUGAAUAAAACAUAUAUAUUUUAUAUAAUACAAUUCAAGUUUUGAAACAAUAAUGACAGAAACUUAUGACGACAGAAAUGACACAAAAUUCAACGUUGGACGUAAAAAAAUUGAAAAUUUUGAUGAUGUACUGCCGUAUGUUGGUGAUUUCGGCAAAUAUCAAUGGUUUUUAAUGUUCUCGUUAGUACCAUAUGGACUUUCCUUUGCUUACUUGUUUUAUUCACAAAUUUUCAUUCUGAUAGUGCCACAAAAUCAUUGGUGUAAAAUUGAUGAAUUAAUGACUCUUAAUUUAACACAAGAGCAGAGAAUAAAUCUGGCUAUUCCAAAAUCUAAGAAUUAUCCAUUUUAUGACAGAUGUCAUUUUAAGAGGCUAAAUUAUAAAAAUAUUAGCAUAAGACCAGAGGAUAAGUUUAAUUUCUCAAAUUUUCACACAAAUGAAAUAGAUCCAUGCAAUCAGUGGGAGUACGAUUUUAAUGAGAUUCCAUAUUCCACCAUUAGUUCAGAGUUGAAUUGGGUUUGUGACAAAGAAUAUCUCAUAGCAACAAUACAAUCACUUUUCUAUGUUGGUUCCGUUUUGGGAAACUUUAUCUUCGGCUGGAUUUCCGAUCGCUAUGGACGAAUUAAAGGUUUAUUAUGCUGUACAGCAAGUGGAUUUAUUGCUACAAUUGUAACACCCAGUGCUCAAAGUUUCUGGUCAUUUGCUAUUUGUCGAUUUUUCACUGGUUUUGCGUACGAUAAUAUUUUAAUGAUUCCAUUGAUUGUUGUUUUGGAAUAUUUAGGUAUUCGGAAAAGAGCAGCGGCAGGUUGUCUUCUAUUAGGGGUGCUGUAUUGUUUUUCUAUUGAUAUUGUUAAUGGCAGUGCAUAUUUUAUAAGAAAUUGGCAUUAUUUUACAUAUGUUUGUUCAAUGUCAUUUUUAAUUUCUUUUUUUGUUACAUUUCUACUGCCAGAAAGUACUCGUUGGUACAUGUCCAAAGGAAUGCAUGACAAAAUAUUGAGGAAGUUGAGAAGAAUAGCGGAAGUGAAUAAAAUGAAUCCAAAAUCAUGGGUGUAUGAUGAAUUUAUAGUGAGUUGA
Messenger RNA from Leptopilina heterotoma, 2278 nucleotides. RefSeq names its product carcinine transporter-like. Gene Ontology annotation, biological process: transmembrane transport. Bases 1259 to 2278 code for a protein of 339 amino acids. Gene Ontology annotation, molecular function: transmembrane transporter activity. The transcript has 7 exons. Lineage: Eukaryota; Metazoa; Arthropoda; Insecta; Hymenoptera; Figitidae. The record is from RefSeq and is a predicted model, not a curated record. Gene Ontology annotation, cellular component: membrane.